UUGGUGUUAGUGUUAGGGGACCUUCACAUCCCGCACCGGUGCUCUGGUCUACCUGUGAAGUUCAAGAAGCUGUUGGUUCCAGGAAAGAUUCAGCACAUCUUGUGCACAGGAAACCUCUGCACCAAGGAGAGCUAUGACUAUCUCCGGACCCUGGCUGGGGACGUCCACGUUGUUAGAGGGGACUCUGAGAGCCUGGAUUAUCCUGAAGAGAAGGUUGUAACUGUCGGACAGUUCAGAAUUGGGCUGAUUCAUGGCCAUCAGGUUAUUCCCUGGGGUGAUGUGGGCAGCCUGGCCCUGCUGCAGAGGCAGCUGGAUGUGGACAUUCUCAUCUCUGGACACACACACAGAUUUGAAGCAUUUGAACAUGAAAACAAAUUCUACAUCAACCCGGGAUCAGCUACAGGAGCCUACAAUGCUUUGGAAAUGAACACCGUGCCUUCAUUUGUGUUGAUGGAUAUCCAGGCUUCCACAGUUGUGGCUUAUGUGUACCAGCUAAUUGAGGAUGAUGUGAAAGUAGAAAGAAUUGAGUUCAAGAAGUACUGAAUCAUGUCCAACUUGCUUGUUAACUUCUCACCCCCUUUCAUU
This is a messenger RNA of Nestor notabilis (Kea), 585 nucleotides long. Its product is annotated as vacuolar protein sorting-associated protein 29-like. The transcript has 3 exons. Gene Ontology annotation, biological process: retrograde transport, endosome to Golgi; intracellular protein transport. The annotation marks the transcript as partial. NCBI's taxonomy places the organism in Eukaryota, Metazoa, Chordata, Aves, Psittaciformes, Psittacidae. The record is from RefSeq and is a predicted model, not a curated record. Gene Ontology annotation, cellular component: retromer complex; endosome.